CUCUUCAGUCCUCUCAUACACCUGGCCUUGUGGUGCGAUCAGCUCUCAGCCAUGUCCAAGUCUCCCAUCACCUGUCACGUGCUCGACGCUUCACAGGGCAAGCCCGCUGCUGGAGUCGAGGUACGCCUCGAGCUUGUCAGCCUGUCAGGAGAAUCAACAGAAGGCUCAGCGAAAGUUCUCGCUUCGGGGGCGACAAACUCGGACGGCCGCUGCUCAGACCUGCUCUCGUCUGAGACGAAGCUCCAGGCUGGUGUAUACAAGAUGGUCUUUGUAACCGGACCUUACUUCAAGGCUACAGAGACUAAAACAUUUUACCCGUUUGUUGAAGUGCGGCCACUCGAUAUACCUGUCGUGUAUCAGGACUGACGCCCUCGCAGAUCACUUUCAACUACGAAGACCCUUCCCAGCACUACCACAUUCCCCUCCUUCUCAGCCCUUUCUCCUACACCACCUAUCGGGGGAGCUAAGGAAUCCUACUCCAAAUAUGUAUGCAAUAUACUUGUAACGAGACAAAUGCAUUCAUGCGCCGGAGCACAGCCGGGUAUCUCGAUAUCGUAAUAAGCAA
Messenger RNA from Cryptococcus amylolentus CBS 6039, 565 nucleotides. Its product is annotated as hydroxyisourate hydrolase, variant. NCBI's taxonomy places the organism in Eukaryota, Fungi, Basidiomycota, Tremellomycetes, Tremellales, Cryptococcaceae. Gene Ontology annotation, molecular function: hydroxyisourate hydrolase activity. The record is from RefSeq and is a predicted model, not a curated record. The transcript has 3 exons. Gene Ontology annotation, biological process: purine nucleobase metabolic process. Bases 52 to 366 code for a protein of 104 amino acids.